ACAAUAUUUUGCUCACAACAAAAUUCAAACAACAAAAUAAUGUAAAAAUCAACAAACAACAAAAAAACCCUUAACGAAGUAUACGAUUCAAUGCAAUUAUUAAAUUAAAUUUAAAAACAAAAAUAUUUAAACCUACAUUUUUGUCUGCCAUACGAUAUAUAAAAUAAAACAAAUAUAUAUAUAUAUAUAUAUAUAUCGGAAAAUCCAAACAAAGUUAUACGCUACAACAAAACAAAUUCUAUACGAAAAAAACGUACCAAGUGCAAAAAACAAAACAAAACAAAAAUUUAUGAAUAUUGUGUCAAAUUACGAAUAAGUUCUGAUCGACAAAUCCUGUUAGCCAGGAUAUAGAACAAACUGCAGCAAAGUUCUCUAUCAAAACCGUCAAAAUUCAACAAAAUCUCAACAUGUUGCACGAGGCAUUGAUGCUCGAGAUCUACAGACAGGCGCUAAAUGCCGGCGCUUUGCCCACAGCUCGUCCCCGUUCCACGGAAUCGGCCAAUUCCAGCGAGCGGUGUCCCUCGCACGAAUCCAAUUCCUCCGACAAUGGGGGGCAGCGCGGGGACAACAGCGGAGGGGGUGUGAUGCCAGCCACAUCCAUGCACUCGACAUUCCCGGCCGUGCCGCAGAACCUGCCCGCACAGCCCCCCUCCAUGGAGGCGUAUCUGCAUAUGGUGGCCGCGGCCGCACAGCAGUACGGCUUCCCCUUGGCUGCGGCGGCGGCCGCAGGACCCCGCCUGCCCCUGCCCCUGCCCAAUGAGGCGGCGGCCCCGUUCAAGCUGCCACCGCAAGCAUCGCCCACGGCCUCCAGCAAUCACUCGGAGGCGCUGGACUUUCGCACGAAUCUUUAUGGCCGGGCGGAGUCCGCCGAGCCGCCAGCCUCCGAGGAGGAGGAGGACUUCGAUGACGGGGCCAACAAUCCCCUGGAUCUGUCGGUGGGCACACGGAAACGCGGCCACGACGCCGAGCCACAGCUGGGCCACAUCCAGGUGAAGAAGAUGUUCAAGUCGGAGAGUCCCCCGGCGAUUCCUUCGCCUACGCCGGCGCCGCCCACUGCCAGCCAACUGAUGCCCGGAGUGAAUCCCUAUCUGGCGGCUGUGGCGGCCGCCAAUAUUUUCCGCGCCGGACAGUUUCCCGACUGGAAUGGCAAAAGCGAUCUGGUGGUGGAUCCCCUCGAGAAGAUGUCGGACAUUGUGAAGGGAGGCGCCCAAGGACACAAGGAGAAGCAUCAUCAUCAUCAUCAUCAGUCGAAGGCCACACCGCCCGCACAGUCAGCACCGCCAAAGAGUCCCGCACAGCAGCAGCAACAGCAACAACAGCAGCAGCAACAACAGCAGCAGCAGCAGGGAUCCAACAACAGCCACAAUUCCGAGGGAGGAUCUGGUGCAGCAGCAGGUGCCACACCCGCCUCCGGUGGCGGCGUCACCAAGGCCCGCCACAACAUCUGGCAAUCGCAUUGGCAGAACAAGGGCGUGGCCAGCUCCGUCUUCCGGUGUGUGUGGUGCAAGCAGAGCUUCCCCACCCUGGAGGCCCUGACCACCCACAUGAAGGACAGCAAACACUGCGGCGUGAAUGUGCCACCGUUCGGGAAUCUGCCGAGCAACAACCCCCCCCAGCACCAGCACCAGCACCACCAGCAGCACCACCAUCCGGCACCACCGCCGCCACCGCAGAACCACCAGAAUAUGCGCAAGCAGGGGGGCGGCGGCGGCUCCCAGGCGAAUCACUCCCCCUCGGCGAACGUGAAGAACGCGUUUCAGUACCGCGGGGAUCCCCCGACGCCGCUGCCCCGGAAGCUGGUGCGCGGCCAGAACGUGUGGCUGGGGAAGGGCGUGGAGCAGGCCAUGCAGAUCCUCAAGUGCAUGCGGUGCGGCGAGAGCUUCCGCUCGCUCGGCGAGAUGACCAAGCACAUGCAGGAGACGCAGCACUACACGAACAUCCUCUCGCAGGAGCAGAGCAUCUCCAUCAAGUCCCAGAACCAGGCCAACGCCAAUGCGGACUCCAAGGACAACCACAACAACAGCCUCAGCUCCGAGGAGAGCCGCACCCUGAGCGCCGUGCUCACGUGCAAGGUGUGCGACAAGGCCUUCAACAGUCUCGGCGACCUGAGCAAUCACAUGGCCAAAAACAAUCACUACGCCGAGCCGCUGCUCCAGAAUGCAGGCGCCCGCAAGAGGCCGGCCCCCAAGAAGAGGGAGAAGUCCCUGCCGGUGAGGAAACUCCUGGAAAUGAAGGGCGGCGGGGCGGGCAAUCAGGACGAUUUGGCAGCGGAGAAGAGUGCUGUUCAAGGCAAGCCCGGCCUCGGACCGGGCGGAGGGGACAAAAACGAUGCCGCUUUGUUUGCGGAACGCAUGCGGCAGUACAUAACGGGUGUGAAGUCCCCGGAGGAGAUCGCCAAGGUGGCUGCCGCUCAGCUGUUGGCCAAAAACAAAUCGCCCGAGCUGCUGGAGCAGAAGAACGGCAAUGCCAAGCCGGGCAAUUCCUCGGUACUGAGUGCCAUCGAGCAGAUGUUCACCACCAGCUUUGAUACGCCGCCGCGGCACGCCAGCCUCCCGGCGAGCAGUCCCUCCAACUCGUCCACCAAGAACACCUCCCCCGUGGCCAGCAGCAUCCUGAAACGCCUCGGCAUCGACGAGACGGUCGACUACAAUAAGCCCUUGAUCGACACGAAUGAUCCGUACUAUCAGCACUAUCGGUACACGAGCAGCGAGCGGAGCGGCAGCGAGUGCAGUGCGGAGGCGGCCAGGCCACGUCUGGACGCCCCAACGCCCGAGAAGCAGCAGCCGCUGAUGGCCUCCGCCUCCGCCUCCGCCAUGGAGGAGUCUUCGGCCGGCAAGUCCGUGGGCAGCAUCAAGCAGGAGGAGGCCAUCAAAAUGGAGAUCAAGUCUGAGAUCAGCGACGAGCAGAACGAUGACACGGCCAUGCCGUCGCCCAAAAUGGAGGCCACCCUGGUCAACGGCAGCUACACCGCCUCCUCCGCUGCCAACAACAAUAACAACAACAACAACAACAAUGUGGAGCGGGCCUCGCCCAAGACCCCCUCGGUGGCAGGGAGCCCGCAGUCGAGGCUCCUGCCGCCGCGUAGUCCGGCGGACAGCCAGCGAUCGGCCACGCCCAAGUCUCCAGCCUCCAGCCACAAGUCCUACGACGGCAGCGAGGGCAACAAAAAGUAUCCCAGUGACUCCCUGAAUGCUCUGUCCUCGAUGUUCGAUUCGUUGGGGGCCAGCGGCGGCGGGGCCGCAGCCAAUACGAGAGCCAAGCUGGCCGCCGCUGCAGCCGCUGCCACCGGGGGAGUCCUGCCCGUGGCCGGCGGUAGCGAGUCUCCGGAGAAUCUAAGCGCCAGCAAUUCGCUGGCGGCCUUGCGACAGUUCUGCGUGAAGAAGGAGAAGACCGCCUAAGAGCUGGAGCUGCUCGGCCGCAAACCGGACCGUUCCGUAAAACGCUCUCGUUAGCCUCGUUUUUUCGUUGUUUUCGCGCAAACAAAAAGCAUUUUAAACACAAAUUUUUUUGGUUUUGCCUGCGCGUUGCCCACACGCCGCCUCCCCCCCGAAACGGCCACACCCCCAAAGACCCCCAUGCACUUUUUGGGCGGCGUUUAUUAGGGGGGGGCGGACUGCGGCAACCAUUCAGAGAGAAGAGAAGAGAGAGAAUCAGGAGUCAAAAGUACUGCCACUUGGACGACACUUUGGCGACAGGAUGCAAAAGGACACCACCGAGAUAUGGAGAUGUGUAUUCGGUAUCACGAAACGAUUAUAAUGAAGACAAUGAUUGAGAGGAGUUAGCGAAUAGUCCAAUCAUUCACUCAAUCAAGAUACCAGGCGGCAGUUGGGGAUUGAAUCCCCAAGGCGUUCAGCAAGCCUUAAGGCCUACUUUUUCAAGGAUAUAUUAAACUUGGGAUCCUUGAAAAACUAUGGCUUGGAAUGGCUGAUCAUUUGGUGGGUUUUUGUUGUUAGAGAAAAACCACACAAGCCCUUGUCAGGGCUGCCACAUCUCUCUGCAAAGAGUUAUGAAAUUUGAAGAAAAAGAAAACAUUGUGAUCCAAUAAAAAAAGAAAAAGAAAAGAAACAAGUUUUUAUGAACAU
Molecule: messenger RNA, 4082 nt
Organism: Drosophila pseudoobscura
Lineage: Eukaryota; Metazoa; Arthropoda; Insecta; Diptera; Drosophilidae
Gene: tsh
Product: teashirt
Exons: 3
Coding region: 408-3398 (996 amino acids)
Biological process (GO): regulation of transcription by RNA polymerase II
Cellular component (GO): nucleus
Molecular function (GO): DNA-binding transcription factor activity, RNA polymerase II-specific; DNA binding
Source: RefSeq, a predicted model, not a curated record